Lethenteron reissneri (Far Eastern brook lamprey) is the source of this 10595-nucleotide messenger RNA. RefSeq names its product inositol 1,4,5-trisphosphate receptor type 1-like. Gene Ontology annotation, cellular component: endoplasmic reticulum; membrane. Lineage: Eukaryota; Metazoa; Chordata; Hyperoartia; Petromyzontiformes; Petromyzontidae. Gene Ontology annotation, molecular function: inositol 1,4,5-trisphosphate-gated calcium channel activity; inositol 1,4,5 trisphosphate binding. The record is from RefSeq and is a predicted model, not a curated record. Gene Ontology annotation, biological process: calcium ion transmembrane transport.
ACACAGACACUCACUCACAGACACACACUCACUCGCACACUCACACCCACACACUCACUCGCACUCACACACUCUCACUCACUCACUCGCACUCACACACACUCACACACUCUCACACACUCUCACUCACUCACACUCACUCACACACAGACACUCACUCACAGACACACACUCACUCACAGACACACACUCACUCACUCACACUCACUCACACACGCACACUCACUCGCACACACACUCACACACACUCACUCACUGACUCACUCACUCGCACACUUACUCACUCACUCGCACACUCACUCAUUCACACACACUCGCACACACUCACUCGCACACACUCACUCGCACACACACUCACUCACACUCACUCGCACACUCACUCACUCGCACUCACUCUCACUCACUCACACACACUCACUCUAACUCACUCACACGCACACUCACACACUCGCAUACUCACUCACACACGUGUUCACGCACACACACGUGUUCACGCACACACACGUGUUCACGCACACACGUGUUCACACACACGUGCACACACACACACGUGUGAAGUAGAACACCAUAGACCACACACACGUGAGUGUAUAUACGUUCGCUAUAGUGUUGAAUUGUAUUAUACGUAAGAUUUUUAACAUAGACCACACCACCGUACAAAGACACGCUGUACAUUCACUACAGUACUUAGUAUCGUCUGUGCCAUACACACACUAACCUACACACUAACCUACACACUAUCCUACACACUAUCCUACACACUAACCUACACACUAUCCUACACACACACGCACACGCAGUAAUCACACGCGGAAUAGUUGACUGCACUGUGGAUGAGCACACGCGCGCAGCCUGGGAGGGUUGGCGCGUUACAAGUGUCGAGCAGAGUGCGGCGGGGAUAUGUUGGCGACUUCCCUUCCGUGUCUGCAGCACACACCAAGACACACACACAGAUAGACACGGACACAGAUAGACACACACACAGAUAGACACACACACCAAGACACACACAGAUAGACACGGACACAGAUAGACACACACACAGAUAGACACACACACCAAGACACACACAGAUAGACACGGACACAGAUAGACACACACACCAAGACACACACACAGAUAGACACGCACAGAUAGACACACAAAUAGAUAGACACACAGAUAGACACACACACAGAUAGACACGGACACUGAUAGACACACAGAUAGACACACACACCAAGACACACACACAGAUAGACACACACACAGAUAGACACACAGAUAGAUAGACACACACAGAUAGACACACACACAGAUAGACACGGACACUGAAACACAGACAGACACAUAAACACAUCACACGUUCAUACACAAAGACACGCGUACAUAAACUCGCCUACAAACUCUGACGCAUACACAAUAGACACAAUCCGUAGGCACAUACACGCACACACAAACUUACAAAGAUACUCUUAGACACACGCACACAUCAACUCAGACAAAUGCAUAAGCAGUGCAGGCUGUAACACAACACACACAACACACACACACAGACACAACACAACACACACAGACACAACACACACAACACACAUCAAACACAACACACACAGACAGCACAACACACACACAGACACAACACACACAGACACAACACACACAACACACAUACACAACAUACACAGACACAACACACACAUACAGACACAACACACACAACACACACAGAGACACAACACACACAGAUACAACACACACAACACACACAUACACAACACACACCACAUAUACAACACAACACACACAACACAACACACACAGGUGUAACACAACACACACAACACACACAGGUGUAACACACACACACAGGUGUAACACAACACACACAACACAGACACAGAGACACAAUUUAUGCGCCAAGACGAUGACCGACAAGAUGUCCAGCUUCCUGCACGUGGGGGACGUGGUCUCCCUGUACGCCGAGGGGACAGUGACCGGCUUCAUCAGCACCCUGGGGCUCGUAGACGAUCGAUGCGUCGUGCAACCUGCAGCCGGGGAUCUUACUCGGCCUCCCAAGAAAUUCAGAGACUGCCUCUUCAAGAUAUGCCCGAUGAAUCGCUACUCCGCGCAGAAGCAGUUUUGGAACGCGGCCAAGGCCGGGGCCAACACCGACCCGGCUCUUCUCAAGAAGCUCCACCACGCCGCGGAACUUGAAAAGAAGCAAAACGACACGGAGAACAAAAAGCUGCUGGGAAACGUCGUUCAGUACGGAAACGUGGUGCAGCUGCUGCACAUGAAGAGCAACAAGUACAUGACGGUGAACAAGCGUCUGCCGGCGCUGCUGGAGAAGAAGGCGAUGCGCGUGAUGCUGGACCCCUCGGGCAACGAGGGCUCGUGGUUCUACAUCCAGCCCUUCUACAAGCUGCGCGUGCCCGGCGACAACGUGGUUGUGGGAGACAAGGUGGUGCUGAACCCCGUGAACGCCGGGCAGCCGCUGCACGCGAGCACUUUCGAGCUCGUGGACAAUCCCGGCAGCAACGAGGUGAAUUCGGUGCAGUGCGACACGAGCUGGAAGAUCACACUCUUCAUGAAGUACAGCGACAACCAGGAGGACAUCCUCAAAGGGGGGGACGUGGUGCGUCUCUUCCACGCGGAGCAGGAGAAGUUCCUGACGUGCGACGUCUACAAGGAGAAGAAGGAGUACGUGUUCCUGCGCACGACGCUGCGCGAGUCCGCCACCUCCGCCACCAGCCCCAAGGCACUCUGGGAGGUCGAGGUGGUGCAGCACUGCCCGUGCCGUGGUGGCGCCGGACACUGGAACACGCUCUUCCGCUUCAAGCACCUGGCUACGGAGAAAUACCUCGCGGCAGAGAUCAACCCCGAUUACCAGGACGAAGGCAGUGUGGCUUCCCCGCAAACCCCCGUGGAGACGGAGUUUCCGCCGGAGGGCCCGCGGACGCGCGCCCGCCGGCGCCAGGAGCACAUCCACUUCACGCUCAUCUCGGUGCCGCACGGAGACGACAUCGCCUCCAUCUUCGAGCUGGAUCCCACGACGCUGCAGCGCGGGGACUCGCUCGUGCCACGCAACUCGUUUGUGCGCCUGCGCCACCUGUGCACCAACACGUGGGUGCACAGCACGUUCAUCCCCAUCGACGCGUCCGAGGAGCGCCCCGUCAUGCUCAAGAUCGGCACGUCGCCGCUCAAGGAGGACAAGGAGGCGUUCGCCAUCGUGCCCGUGUCGCCCGCGGAGGUGCGCGACCUCGACUUCGCCAACGACGCCUGCAAGGUGCUCGCGCUCGUCUCCGACAGCAUGGAGAAGGCCGACCUCACGCACAACGAGCGCAAGUUCGUCACGAAGCUGCUGGAGGACCUGAUCUUCUUCAUCGCCGACAUCCCCAACAACGGGCAGGAGCCCCUCAAGGUGGCCAUCUCCAAGCCCAACCGCGAGCGGCAGAAGCUGACGCGCGAGCAGAACAUCCUCAAGCAGAUCUUCCGGCUGCUGCAGGCUCCGUUCUCGGGGAACGGGCGAGAGUCGCUGCUGCGGCUGGAGGAGCUCUCCGACCAGAAGCACGCGCCCUACAAGUACAUCUGCCAGCUGUGCUACCGCGUGCUGCGCCACUCGCAGCAGGACUACCGCAAGAACCAGGAGUACAUCGCCAAGCAGUUCGGCUUCAUGCAGAAGCAGAUUGGCUACGACGUGCUGGCGGAGGACACCAUCACCGCGCUGCUGCACAACAACCGCAAGCUGCUCGAGAAGCACAUCACGGCCGCCGAGGUGGACACCUUCGUGAGCCUCCUGCGCAAGAACCGCGAGCCCAGGUUCCUGGAGUACCUGGCCGACCUGUGUGUCUCCAACCACACGGCCAUCGCCGUCACGCAGGAGCUCAUUUGCAAGUCGGUGCUCAACCCCACCAACUCGGACAUCCUGCUGGAGACCAAGCUGUGCCAGAUGACGGCCACGAACCAGUACUGCGAGGUGUGGCUGUACUGGCGCGACUCGGAGAAGUCGCCGCACAGCAAGUCGGUGCGAGCGCUGGCCGAGAGCUCGCGCACCUUCAACGCCGACGACGACGAGAUCCUCGUCUACUACAGGUACCAGCUGAACCUCUUCUCGAGGAUGUGCCUGGACCGGCAGUACCUCGCCAUCGACCGCCUCUCCUCGGAGCUGAGCGUCGAGCUGAUCCUGCACUGCAUGUCGGACGAGGGGCUGCCCUACGACCUGCGCGCCUCCUUCUCGCGCCUCAUGCUGCACCUGCACGUGGACCGCGACCCCCAGGAGCCCGUGACCCCGGUGCGAUACGCGCGCCUCUGGUACAAGGUGCCGACGCGCAUCACCAUCAACGACUACGACGCGUGUAACGGGACGUCGACUGCGGAGAGUCAGUCUCGCUUCAAGGAGACGAUCGCCUUCGUGGAGGACUACCUGCGCACCGUCGUCGACCAGAGCAACCCCUUCUCCGACGGCGACAAGAACAAGUUGACCUACGAGGUGGUGAACCUGGCCAGGAACCUCAUCUACUUCGGCUUCUACACGUUCAGCAACCUCCUGCGUCUCACCAAGACGCUGCUCGCCUUCCUCGACUGCGUGGAGACCUUCCCGGCCUUCGCCGGCGAUCGCCUGGGCAAGCACGGCGGCGGCGGCGGCGGCGGCGGCGACGUUCCCAGCGCGAGCCGCGUGAUGCGCUCGAUCCACGGCGUGGGGGAGAUGAUGACGCAGAUGGUGCUGAGGGGCGGCACCUUGAACGCGGCGGGGCAGGGCGGCCACGGCACGGACGUGGCGCGACGCAAGCCGGUGGGCAACGGCAACGGGGAGGACGAGGACAUCACCGUGAUGGACACCAAGCUGAAGAUCAUCGAGAUCCUGCAGUUCAUCCUCAACGUCCGCCUGGACUACCGCAUCUCGUGCCUCCUCUCCAUCUUCAAGCACCAGUUCGAGGAGAACAGCAGCCCCGUGGUGGAGGAGAGCAUGACCGAGCUGACCUUCCGCGAGCCCUCCGGUCUUGACCUCAAGAGGAUUGGAGAACAGGCAGAAGCAAUAUUUCACGGAAGCGAUGAGAACGCGCUGCUCGACCUGGACGGCCACGGGGGGAAGCUGUUCCUGCGCGCGCUGCUCAACCUCACGAUGCACGACUACCCCCCACUGGUGUCCGGAGCCCUGCAGCUCCUCUUCAAGCACUUCAGCCAGCGCCACGAAGUUCUGGAGGCCUUCAAGCAGGUGCAGCUGCUGGUGACGACGCAGGAAGUGGAGAGCUACAAGCAGAUCAAGACCGACCUGGACCAGCUGCGUCUCAUGGUGGAGAAGUCGGAGCUGUGGGUCUACAAGGGCCGCCAGCACGCCAAGCUGUCGGAGAUGCGCAGCAGCGAGGAUCACAAAGAGGACUCCAAGGACACCAUCAAGAAGAGCCCAAGACGUCAACCAUUAAAGUGCGGAGCGAGCAGCGUCACGGAGGAUGUGGAGGGAGGAGCGGCGCUGACGCCCGGCACCGACAAUUACGAGGCCAUCAAGACGAUCCUGGUGCGGCUCAGCCUGCUGUGCUUGCAGGAGAAGGGCUCGGUGCGGCGCAACCGCAAGCAGCAGCAGCGGCUGCUGCGCAACAUGGGGGCCCACUCGGUGGUGCUCGACCUGCUCAAGAUCCCCUACGAGAAGAACGAGGACGGCAAGAUGCAGGAGCUGAUGAAGCUGGCGCACCGCUUCCUGCAGAACUUCUGUGCCGGGAACCAGCAGAACCAGAGUCUGCUCUACAAGGACAUGAGCCUCUUCCUCACUCCUGGGCUGCUGGAGGCGGAGACGAUGCGCCACAUCUUCAUGGACAACAUCCAGCUGUGCAACGAGGUGACGGAACGCGUGGUGCAGCACUUCAUCCACUGCAUCGAGACGCACGGCCGCCACGUGCAGUACCUGCGCUUCCUGCAGACCAUCGUGCGCGCCGAGGGCAAGCACAUCAAGAAGAGCCAGGACAUGGUCAUGGCCGAGCUGGUCAACGCCGGCGACGAAGUGCUGGUGUUCUACAACGACCGGGCGUCGUUCGGCACGCUGGUGCAGGCCAUGCGCCUGGCGGGCGACCACGUGGAGGACCACGACGGCCUCAUCUACCACAUCGCGCUCGUCGAGCUGCUGGCCGCCUGCACCGAGGGCAAGAACGUCUACACGGAGAUCAAGUGCAACUCGCUGCUGCCACUGGAGGACAUCGUCCACGUGGUCACGCACGAGGCGUGCGUCACAGAGGUCAAGAUCGCGUACGUGAACUUCCUGAACCACUGCUACGUGGACACGGAGGUGGAGAUGAAGGAGAUCUACAGCAGCAAUCACAUGUGGACCGUGUUCGAGAACUUCCUCGGCGACAUGGACAAGGUGUGCAACAUGGUGCCGGACAGGCGGCACGCCAACACGGCCCUGGAGAAGUACGUCAUCGACGUCAUCAUGAACAUCGUCACCGCCUUCUUCAGCUCGCCCUUCUCCGUGCAGGCGACGAGAAUACAGACGCGGCAGCCCAUGUUCGUGCAGCUGCUGCAGAAGUCGUUCCGCGUGUUCAGCUGCCCCUGGCUGACGUCGCAGCAGAAGCCCGCCGUGGAGACCUGCAUCCGAACGCUCUCCGUCGUCGCCAAGAAUCGCUCCAUCGCCAUCCCCGUGGACCUGGAGGCGCAGAUCGCCCAGGUGGUGCAUCCCAACCCACAGGCGUUGGUGCACAAGACGGCCAUGAGCUGGCGCAACAGUGCGCGGACGGGCACCCGCAAGGAGUCUCUGCUCUCCACCUCCAACCGGGACUACCGGCAGGUCAUCGAGCGCUUGCAGGACAUCGUGCAGUCGCUGCAGAGCCGCAUGCGCUCGCUGAUCCAGGCGGAGACGUCGGUGCUGGUGGACGUGCUGCACCAGCCGGAGCUGCUCUUCCCCGAGGGCUCCGAAGCUUUCCAGCGAAUCGGCAACGGCGGCUUCAUCUGCAAGCUCAUUAGACACACGAAGCAGCUGCACCGCGAGAACGAAGACCUGUGCAUCAAGAUCUUGCACACGCUGCAGGACAUGAUGCCUAGCGGAGGCGCCGACGCCUGCGCCGCCGCUGCCCAGGAGGCUUACUGCAGCUUGAGCCGCAAGCACCAGGAGGACCAGAAACGGGGAGAGGAGCUGAGAGAGGGACUGCUCGCUUGCUACUACGGGGAGAAGACGGGCAGUCAAGCUGGCCCCACGGUGCCACAGGUGAGGGCCCACAAGACCUUGGCCAAGGUGCAGGUUCACCUGGACAAGCAGGGCGCCUCCGACCUCGUCAUCGACCUCAUCAUGAGCACCAAGAGCCAGCGCAUCUUCCAGGAGAGCAUCGUGCUGGGCAUCGCGCUGCUCGAGGGUGGCAACACCGUGCUGCAGCACUCCUUCUACUGCCUGCUGACGCAGCAGAACCGCUCGGAGAAAUUCUUCCAGCGCUUCCACGAGCACAUGCGCGCCGCGCAGCUGGAGAUCAAGGUGCUCGUCACCAUGAACACGUCAGAGCUGGGCCAGAGGACCGACGAGGAAGGCGGUGGCGGCGGUGGCGGCAGUAGCAUUGGUGGUGGCAAUGGGACCCAGAUCAUGCCCGCUCGCAGCAGGGCUCGAGUGCGGGGGCAGCACAAGUCCCAGAUGUCCGACCGUGCCCGCAAUCAGCUGGAAGAGGCGGCCGUGGCCACGCGCGGCGCCUUUCAAGCCGUGCGCCGUGCCGACGCGGAGGAGGCGGCCGCCGCCGCCGCCACCGGGAUCGGCGGCAGCACCAACAGCAGCACCGACGCCGGGCCGGGCGAGGGAGGGGGCGGGGGCGGCGGCGGCGGCAGCGACGGAGGGGGCGGCGGCGGCGGAGGCGGCGGAGUGGGAGGAGAGGCGGAGAUGAGUGCGGCCAUCGCCAUCAUGCAGCCCAUCCUGCGCCUGCUGCAGCUGCUGUGCGAGAAUCACAACCACGAGCUGCAGAACUUCUUGCGGCACCAGAGCAACAAGACCAACUACAACCUGGUGUGCGAGACGCUGCAGUUCCUCGACUGCAUCUGCGGCAGCACCACGGGCGGCCUGGGCCUGCUGGGCCUCUACAUCAACGAGCGCAACGUAGGCCUCAUCAACCAGACGCUGCAGAGCCUCACCGAGUACUGCCAGGGGCCCUGCCACGACAACCAGAACGCCAUCGCCACGCACGAGUCCAACGGAAUCGACAUCAUCACGGCGCUCAUCCUGAACGACAUCAACCCACUGGGCACCAAGCAGAUGGACCUGGUGCUGGAGCUCAAGAACAAUGCGUCCAAGCUGCUGCUCGCCAUCAUGGAGAGCAGACGGGACAGCGAGAAUGCUGAGCGCAUCCUCUACAACAUGCGGCCCAAGGAGCUGGUGGACGUGAUCCGCAAUGCGUUCAACCAGGAGGAGGAGAUCUACCCGGGCCAGGAAGACACGGUGUCCCCCAAGGAGGUCGGCCACAACAUCUACAUCCUGGCUCACCAGCUGGCGCGGCACAACAAGGAGCUGCAGGCGAUGCUGAAGGCCCCGGUGGACGGCGCCGCCGGAGAGGACGACCCCCUCUCGUACUACGCCACCAACACCGCCCAGAUCGAGAUCGUGCGUCAGGACCGCACGAUGGAGCAGAUCGUGUUCCCCGUGCCGGGGAUCUGCCACUACCUGACGCGGGAGUCGAAGGCGCGCGUGUACAGCUCGACGGAGCGCGACGAGCAGGGCAGCAAGAUCAACGGCUUCUUCCAGGUGUGGGAGGAGCUCUACCGCGAGAUGGAGUGGCAGAAGAAGCUCGAAGCCAAGAAGUACCUCUCGUGGAUCUCCAAGAACAUGACGCUGUGGAGCAGCAUCUCGUUCAACCUCGCCGUCAUCAUCAACCUGCUCGUCGCCUUCUUCUUCCCCUUCGACGGCAGCAAAUGGACGCUGGAGUCCUGGCCCGUCCCCCUCCUCGCCGCCACCGCCGCGGCGCUCGCCGUCGGCGUCGCGGCCUUCCCCUCCCGCAAGGCGCUGCGGCUGCUCAGCGUGCCGGCCAUCGCCUUCUUCAUCUUCACACUCGGCCUCGAGGCCACCGUCAUCCUCCUGGGCUCGGCCAACGUGUGCAACAAGCUGGUCUUCCUCGCCAGCUUCGUGGGCAACCGGGGCCGCUUCGCGGGCGGCUACCGCGCCGUCAUGCUGGACGUGGAGCUGCUCUACCACGUCGCCUACCUCCUCAUCUGCGUGCUCGGCCUGCUCGCCCACCCCUUCUUCUUCAGCCUGCUGCUGUUUGACGUGGUGUACCGCGAGGAGACGCUGCUGAACGUGAUCAAGAGCGUGACGCGCAACGGCCGCUCCAUCGUGCUCACCGCCGUGCUCGGCCUCAUCCUCAUCUACCUCUUCUCCAUCGUCGGGUUCCAGUUCCUCAAGGACGACUUCAUCCUGGACGUGGAUAAGCUGGCGGAGGCCAAGCCACCAGCCGGAGACUCGUCAUCGAGGUUCAUGUCCGAGUUCUGUGACGCGACGGACGAGUCCUGCGUGGUGGCCGGCGCCCACCAGCGAGAAGGAGGAGCAGGAGGCCGUCUCUUUGAAGCACGAGACGGCGGUACCAAGGAGGAGGAGGGGGGGGAGACGGAGAAGUCGUGCGAGACCCUCAUCAUGUGCAUCGUCACGGUGCUCAACCACGGCCUGCGCAACGGCGGCGGCGUCGGGGACGUCCUCCGCAAGCCCUCCAAGGAGGAGCCCCUGUUCGCCGCCAGAAUCAUCUACGACCUCCUCUUCUACUUCGUCGUCAUCAUCAUCGUCCUCAACCUCAUCUUCGGCGUCAUCAUCGACACGUUCGCCGACCUCCGCAGCGAGAAGCAGAACAAGGAGGAGGUGCUCAAGAACAGCUGCUUCAUCUGCGGACUGGAGCGGGACAAGUUCGACAACAAGACGGUGUCGUUUGAGGAGCACGUGAAGGUGGAGCACAACAUGUGGCACUACCUCUACUUCAUCGUGCUGGCACGCGUCAAGGACCCCACCGAGUACACGGGCCCCGAGAGUUACGUCGCCGACAUGAUCGCGGAGCAGAACCUGGACUGGUUCCCGCGGAUGCGCGCCAUGUCGCUGGUGAGCAGCGACGGCGAGGGUGAGCAGAACGAGCUGCGUGGCCUGCAGGACAAACUCGACUGCACCAUGAAGCUCGUCUCCUACCUCUCCAGCCAGCUGUCCGAGCUCAAGGAGCAGAUGACGGAGCAGAGAAAGCACAAGCAGAGGAUCGGCUUCAUCACGAACAGUCCCCACAUGAACCCCGGCGAGAGCGCGCAGAUGGCGGCGUGAGAUCUCAGCCGGUGCCGGCACCACCAGGGCAGCGCCAUUGUCGGCGUCGCCGGCGGCGGCGACGGCACUAGCCACCGGCGCUAUAUAGGAACCACUGCCACCGUGCCACCACUACCAGCACCAGCACCAUCAACACUAUCGCCAGCACCGGCACGACCAUCGCCCCCACCAACAACAACCAUCGGCAACCACACCAACAACCACAACAACAACCACAACAACCGCUACCGCCGACACGACGAGUAGCAGCAGCAGCGGUACCGCAACCGCAAAUACACAAACAAGGGGGCAGCCUCAAGGGGAGUCUCCGAGUGGACGAUUCGGCUCCGUCGAGCGGCAACGUGCCCGGCACUGCCACGACGCUGUG